Messenger RNA from Cyanistes caeruleus (blue tit), 2570 nucleotides. The record is from RefSeq and is a predicted model, not a curated record. NCBI's taxonomy places the organism in Eukaryota, Metazoa, Chordata, Aves, Passeriformes, Paridae.
CUGGGAUAGUGGAAGAUGUCCCUGCCCAUGGGACUGGAUGGGCUUUAAAGUCCCUUCCCACCCAAACCUUUCUGGAAUUCCAUGAAUUGUGAGAUCCUCAGCUUCCAAUGCCUCUUAAAGUCCUGCUGUGAAUUCCUAAACCUGCUUCCAUCUCUUUCAGGAGACACAAACACUCCUCUGGAGAGUAAGCACAAAGCUGGAAGAUCCCUCAGGGAUUUGCAUGGUGCCUUCAAAGCCUCCCGUGAGCAGCAGGAUAGUGUAGGAUCAGCCAGAGCGGGGAGUGGGGAGGAGGAAUCACCUUUCUGGUUUAUCCUCUGUGGUCAUGUAGAUCAUGGAAUACCCUGAGUUGGAAGGGAUCCUCGAGGAUCCUCCUGUCUGACUCCUGGACCUGCACAGGACACCCCAACGGCAUCAAUUCAAAUUCACAAUAAAAGCCAGCCUGAAAUUGCCAGGUGUUUUAGUGACUGGAUGUCAGGUACUACAGCGAGGAGAGCGAGGUGGAUCUGCGCGACCCCAUCAAGGACUACGAGCUCUACAGGGAGACCUGCCAGGAGCUCCAGAGGCUCAUGGCAGAGAUCCAGGAGCUGAAGAGCCGGGGCAUCAAGGAAAAUGCCUCCGAGAUCGACGAGCGGCGCGUCCAGAGCUGCGUCCACUUCAUGACCCUGAAGAAGCUGAACCGCCUGGCUCACAUCCGGCUGAAGAAGGGCAGGGACCAGACCCACGAGGCAAAGCAGAAGGUCGAUGCCUAUCACCUGCAGCUCCAGAACCUGCUCUACGAGGUGAUGCACCUGCAGAAAGAGAUCACCAAGUGCCUGGAGUUCAAAUCCAAACAUGAGGAGAUCGAGCUGGUGAGCCUGGAGGAGUUCUACAAAGAGGCCCCCCCUGAAAUCAGCCGCCCUGCCAUCACCCUGACCGAGCCCCACCAGCAGACCCUGGCCCGCCUGGACUGGGAGCUGGAGCAGCGCAAGAGGCUGGCAGAGAAGUACAAGGAGUGUCUGACCAGCAAGGAGAAGAUCCUGAAGGAGAUCGAGGUGAAGAAGGAAUAUCUGAGCAGCCUCCAGCCUCGACUCAACAGCAUCAUGCAGGCCUCCCUGCCUGUCCAGGAGUACCUGUUCAUGCCCUUUGACCAGGCUCACAAGCAGUACGAGACUGCCCGGCACCUCCCGCCGCCUCUCUACGUCCUCUUCGUCCAAGCCAGUGCCUACGGACAGGCCUGUGAUAAGAAGCUGGUGGUGGCCAUUGAAGGGAGUGUGGAGGAAGCCAAGGCCCUUUAUAAGCCACCUGAGGACUCGCAGGAUGAUGAGAGUGAUUCCGACGCAGAGGAGGAGCAAACCACGAAGCGGCGCAGGCCCACCCUGGGCGUGCAGCUGGAUGACAAACGCAAGGAGAUGCUGAAGAGACACCCCUUGUCAGUCACCCUCGACUUGAAGUGCAAAGAUGAGAACGUGCUUCACCUGACCUUCCACUACCUGAUGAACCUCAACAUCAUGACAGUGAAAGCCAAGGUGACCACUGCCAUGGAGAUGACCACAGCCAUCAGUGCUGGGGACCUGCUCUCCCCAGACUCCCUCCUCAACUGCCUCUAUCCAGGGGACCACGGGAGGAAAACGCCCAACCCAGCCAACCAGUUCCAGUUCGAUAAAGUGGGCAUCCUGACCCUGAGUGACUACAUGACAGAGCUGGGACACCCCUACGUGUGGGUGCAGAAGCUGGGUGGCCUGCAUUUCCCCAAGGAUCAGCCUCAGCACACGGUGGCUGCUGACAAUUCCCUGAGUGCCAGCCACAUGGAGCUGACGGUGAAGCUGCUCCGGAGCCGCCUGCAGUCCCGCCUGGCCCUGCACAAGCAGUUUGCAUCCCUGGAGCACGGUGUUGUGCCGGUGUCCAGCGAGUGCCAGCAGCUCUUCCCGACCAAAAUCGUCUCACGCCUGGUGAAGUGGACUGCCAUUCCCUACGAGGAUUAUGCUGAGCUGCCCUACACUAAAGAUGUGAUAGAGGCUGGCUUGGCUGAAGACACUCACCUCUAUUACAUGGCCCUGAUAGAGAGGGGAACAGCCAAGCUCCAGGCGGCCGUGGUGCUGAAUCCUGGUUACUCCACGCUGCCUCCCGUCUUCAGCCUGUGCCUCAACUGGAAGGGAGAGCGGAACAGCAGCAACGACGACAACAUUCGGGCCAUGGAAAGGGAGGUCAAUGUCUACUACAAGGAGCUGUGGGGGCCCAAACCUGGCUACCAGCUCCUCACCAACCAGCUGCAGCGCCUGUGCAUGGUGCUGGACGUGUACCUGGAGACAGAGCCCCACGAUCCCAGCGUGGAGGGGCCCAAGGAAUUCCCCCAGGAGAAGAUGUGUCUGCGCCUGGUCAGGGGUCCCCUGCGCCUGAAACCCUUCAAGUUCAACUACCCCCAGGGGUUCUUCAGCCAUCGCUGAGCAGCCCUGGGCAUCAUUCUGGGAUGGGACUCCUUCACUCUGUGGGAGGAGUGUCCCCAUCCUGACAUUUCUGCUCCUUUUACAAUAUUUUGGGUUUUGUUUGAAGGUUUUGUAGUUAAAGAGAUUAAACUGAGCUAAAGACAAAAA